Anguilla anguilla (European eel) is the source of this 2092-nucleotide messenger RNA. Its product is annotated as interleukin-1 receptor-like 2. The coding region runs from base 73 to 1878 and encodes 601 amino acids. Lineage: Eukaryota; Metazoa; Chordata; Actinopteri; Anguilliformes; Anguillidae. Gene Ontology annotation, biological process: signal transduction. The record is from RefSeq and is a predicted model, not a curated record. Gene Ontology annotation, molecular function: interleukin-1 receptor activity. The transcript has 11 exons.
GCGAUUAGUUCACACAUCCAUUCCCUAUGUCUGCAAGGCUACACUCUAGCACUGUCAGGAGCGAACUGAGCAAUGGCCACAUGUCAACGAAAUAUUCUUCGCUCGCAUCUGUUUUCAGGCACAGAUAUGGGUCAAACUUCAUUCAUCUUCCUCAUGUCUGCAGUCUUCCUCAGAGGUGCUACUGUUAUGAUAGGUGAGAAAUGUAAAGAUUACGAGUCUGAGAGGACUUUCUCCAUUCAUGGGGAAGCUGCCUUUCUCAACUGCAUGCUGGCCAAAGCUCACGUCUUCAACUACAGUGUCACGCCCUACAACAUCUCCUGGUAUGACCGGAGGACUGGGAGGCAGCUGUUUGGAGAGACAGGGAGGAUCCAGGUUCAAAAGAGCAUGCUGUGGUUCCUGACCACUACCUUGGAGGAUGCUGGCUACUAUCAGUGUGUUCUGAGAACUCCUGACCAGUGCUUCCAACAAACCUCAAUGCUGAUUGUGAAUGAGACCAUGGCAGAGUACUGUCAACACCCAGUCACAGAAACUCAGGAGCUCACCAUAGUCAGCAAUGACUUUUUGGUCUGCAAAAUAACUUUACCUUUUAUGGCCUCCAAGGAUACUAUCCAGUGGUACAAGAAAGCCAGUGGUGUCUCUGCUGCACAGAGCUGUGAGCUGAUCCAGAAGGGGGAAAAGUACGGGUCUGCCGGCGAGAGACUCCUUGUGCAGAACGUGUCUCCCAGUGAUGAAGGCUUUCACACCUGCCGUCUGAACUUCACUCUCUCCGGAGCAGUCGGAUACAUGGCCAUGACAAUCUACCUUAAAGUCAGAGAUGAAUGGAAUUUGAAGCCCAAAAUGAUUAAGCCAAACAAUGAGGAGAUCGAGGCAACGUGUGGGUCUCCCUUCAGUGACAUCUGCCAGGUGCAUGUGCCAGGCAGAGGGAAUAACACAGUGGUUGUCAGCUGGUGGAGGGAAAAGAAGGAUGUAGGGCCAGAGUUAAUUUCUUCCAAUUCUUCAGUCCGUGUGCACCAGGCUUUUAAAAGAAAAGAAAAGGGAGAAAAUGAAGAGAAGCUUGAAUUGGUGUUGAGGUUCACUGAAGUAAAGGAGGAGGAUUUUAGUUACACAUACGUAUGUGUUGUCCAUAGUGAUAAAGGAGGCGUAAGAGGAAACUUGACUUUGAAACGAUCCUAUCCAGACCUCCCGACCCAUAUAGCUCUAGUGUUCUUGGGCCUGGUGCUUCUCUUCACCAUGGGCACUGUCGCAUACCAGCUGCUGAAGAUAGACCUCGCUCUGUGGUGCAGAGGCUCCUUCCCGUGUCUCUACCCAAGGCCAGGGGCUGAUGGGAAGGCGUAUGAUGUGUAUGUGCUGUAUCCUGGAAUGUGUGAUGUGGGCUCCUGUGGGCGGAGCCUAGCGGAGGCGUUUGCACUACACACCCUGCCCCAGGUUCUGGAGCGCAGAUGCGGGUACAAGCUCUUCAUCUUCGGCCGGGACAGCCUGCCUGGGGAGACCAUGGUGGACAGCAUCCGGGACAAUAUUGCCAAGAGCAGCCAUUUCCUGCUGCUGUACACUGCCUCCACCUUCUCUGAGUGGGGUGGGGCUGGGGGUGAUGGCCACCUCCUCUUUGCCCAGCAGACAGGCAUGCACUGCGCCCUGGUGGAGGAGACGCUGCGUGUCCUCCUGGUGGAGCUGGAGAAGGUGACAGACUUCUCUACCUUCCCAGAGUCCUUGCUGCACCUGAGGAGGAAGCAGGGGGCGCUGGAGUGGUGGAGGCUGGGCGGGGCAGGGGAGCAGCAACUCCGCCCCUCCUCACGGUUCUGGAAGCAGGUGCGGUACCGCCUACCCCCACAGGGCAGGUGCGGGGCAUGUCCAGAGAGGGCCACCUUGCUGAAUGUCUGAAGGUGAUUAAUGGGGUUGUAUGUGGUGUGCUCACACACUCCAAAAUGUAUGAAAUUCCCAGGAUAGUUUGGAAAAGCCAGAUGUAGCCAGAUGUAGAUGUAGAUGUUCUGCCUCCUUAAUACAUAAACUGGCUGACAAGCUGGUCACCAGUCAUCACCCUGAGCCGACCAGAGGAGGAUGGGCUUCCCCCUUGAGCCUGGUUCCUUCCAAGGUU